Molecule: messenger RNA, 450 nt
Organism: Prorocentrum cordatum
Lineage: Eukaryota; Dinophyceae; Prorocentrales; Prorocentraceae
Source: the annotation of a GenBank genome assembly
AUGCCCGACUUAAGCCUACGGGGCGGGACUCUUCCGAGCCAGGCUGGCUGCCGACGAUGCCCAUGCUCGGGGCACGGGAGCACUGGGAGCACUCUCCGUCGGGACGUCCUGCCACCAGCCCUGGCCACGGCCAUCCUUGCGAGCAUCGCUCCACAGAACCCACAUCCCCACCGGCGCGGCCUUCGGGCCUCCGCCAGGGCUGUCCGCACCCGCUCUCUGGGGGCGCAGUUUGGGGACGGCCCUGGCCACGCGGAGGGCCGAGAGAGGCGCGGCCGCCCGCGGAGGCGGCGCCCUCGGCGACAACGGCCGUGCGACCACCGAGGCCCGAGGGGCCACGGCAGGAGGCGGAGGGAGGAGGAGGAGGAGGAAGAGGAGGAGGAGGAGGAGGAGGAGGGACUGGCACGGGGACGGCACGCAUCGGCAGGGAGUCGGCGGCACGUCGCCCGAUAG